This is a messenger RNA of Cajanus cajan (pigeon pea), 2336 nucleotides long. Its product is annotated as ENTH/ANTH/VHS superfamily protein. Gene Ontology annotation, biological process: vesicle budding from membrane; clathrin-dependent endocytosis; clathrin coat assembly. Lineage: Eukaryota; Viridiplantae; Streptophyta; Magnoliopsida; Fabales; Fabaceae. The record is from RefSeq and is a predicted model, not a curated record. Gene Ontology annotation, cellular component: clathrin-coated vesicle; clathrin-coated pit. Gene Ontology annotation, molecular function: phosphatidylinositol-4,5-bisphosphate binding; 1-phosphatidylinositol binding; clathrin heavy chain binding.
UUAUGUCAAACCAAAAGCUAUUCUGUUACUUCAGUGUUUUUAUUUGAUUUGACCAGAAAAAUUGAGUGUGCAUAGGUUAAAAACACUAGUCCAAACACCCUAUAAGCAGGUAUGAUAAACUCUUAAUUAUGCUAUGCAAACAUUCCACCCCAAGAGAUUGUUUCAAAUAAUUGCUGCAUAAUUUUAACCAAACAAUCAUUUUACAUCAAUCUCUUCAAUUCACUACAUUAGCAUGAUCGUGUUUAAAUGAAAAGAACGAUUAGGAGAUUAAAUUUGGCAAUUUCAUUAAUCUUGCUUGCAUUUCUGUCACUUCAAGAGGGCCAACAAAGAAACGAAGCUCUUCCUUUUGUAUUAUACUCGUUGACUUUGCACGUGGAUUAUUGCCCUUCUAAAAUAGGAUAUUGCAGUGUUGUUGGGUUUGUAGACUGCUAAGCCAUCCCACACAACAAUCUAAAAAGUAAUAAAACUAUUUUAUAUGAUGAAUGUUCUUGUCCACAUUACAAUUCCGUGUUUAAAAUAUGAAAGAUUUGAUUCUGCAAUUUGUACUGCUUCCAAAUUUUUAAGGCCACACUUUUUCUCUCACUCCUCUCCCCACCCACCUUUAUAUGUGUCUACACCUCCAACUUCUUACCUCUACACAUCAAAUUGUGCCAUUAUUCUCCCUAGCAACAUUGCACAAGUCCUUCUCCUUUUCUCAAAAGGAAGAAGAAUAACAAUGGGUGUGGAUAUACAAGGCAAGCUUCGAUUAGCCCUUGGCUUAAUGAAAGAUCAUGCCUCAAUUGGCAAGGCCAUGAUGUACCAUUACCACCAUGAUGGCUUUUCCAACAUAGAGAUUGCAGUGCUGCGUGCCACAGGCCAUGACAAUGGCACCAUUGAUGACAGAUACAUGCAUGAAAUCCUCUUCCUCGUGUCAAAUUCUCCAGGAUCUAUCCCCUUCCUUGCCGAAAGGAUUUCGCGCCGCCUAGGCAAGACUAAGGAUCAUGUUGUGGCCCUUAAAACCCUUGUCUUGAUCCAUCGCCUCCUUAGAGGGGGAAACAGGUCCUUUGAACAAGAGCUAUGCAAGGCACACGUCUCAGGUCACCUACAAAUUAGUACAAGGUGCUUCACAAGGAGUUCUGACCCUUCAGUUGGUUUCUUACACAAGUAUGCAGCAUAUCUUGAAGAGAGAAUGAGUUGGCUCAUCAACCAAGCAGGCAAACUUGAGCCUGUGAUGUCCAAAGGGUUAGAGUUUAGGCGCUAUGAUGAGAAAUCUAUUGAUAUGGCAUUCAGAACAUUACCAAAAUGCCAAGUGCUUAUUGAUAAGGUGUUGGAAUGCUCACCACAUGAUGUUUUGUGCUCAGAUCAUAGCUUGGCUCAGGCUGCUAUGAGCAACACCUUGAGGGAAAGCUUCCAAGUUUACAUGACAUUCUCUGAAAGCAUUGCUGCUCUUGUCAACAUGUUUUUUGAUCUAACAGCAUCAGCCAGAGGACUAGCAUGUGAGAUACUCAAGAAAGCUUCUCUGCAGAGUCAAGGGCUUCAUGAUCUGUAUGAAAGUUGCAAACAAGUGGUUGAAAACAAGAACUUGGAUUACCCUUCUGUUCAGAUAAUCAGCAUGAAUCAUGUAGUGGCAUUGGAGCAAUUUGGUAGUCCACAAAGUGAACUUGCAGGUUCACAUGUCUCUCUAUCUAGCAUCUCAAGGCCACCUCCAAUUUCAGGCCACUUUACAAAAUCAAAAGAGAUGGAACUAUCAGUGGCAGCAGAAGAAAGCAAAAGGAAUAUUGAAGAGAAAAUUGAUGUAAAUUUGUCACCAACACCAACACCAACUCUUUUUCAUUGGACACUAGAGACUAAAAUAAGCAUGGUUUGGGUGGUGUUUGAAGAUGAAGUUCCCAAUGAAUCACAGGUUCUUCCAGCACAGCAAAAGCUUGGAGGUGUUGAGGAAAUAAAAAGUGAAUAUGGUAGGCCUAGUGUGUUCCUGAAUCCAUUUUCAUCUAGUAUUCAAACAAGCAUGUCUUCAAAGGCAUGAGGCUGCUUAAUCAACAAAGUUGGUUGAGUUCUUCAAUGGUUUUGGUAAACUAAAUAAUACUGUGAAUCUGAAUCAUUUCCCUGUUUUACACCAUAUUAUGAUGGAAAAGUAUAUGGUGCUAUAGCUUCUGCAUACUUCAUAAACAACUGUAACAUGUGAGUAAAUGCUACUGUAAGAAACAUGGGGCAAAAAUGUUUGGAAGAGUGCUAAAAUAGAAUAGGUUGUUUUCAGCUAUGUGUAAUAUUAUUUUCAUAGUUUAAUUGUUUUCUGUAGGUACAAUGUUUUGGGUGAUUAGAGAAAGGAAAUUAUUAUUGUCAUCUUUUGUGGGUCA